GGACAUGGCCAAGGCGGGCGGCGCAGAAUGUUCUCUCUCUUGGCUGCAAACCAUAGAACAUAACCUGGGUGGCCCUUCCCCGGGUGGUGGUGCCCCCUGGCACCUUCGGAAUGUCCUCAGUGAUUCGGUGGAGAGCUCAGAUGAUGAAUUCUUUGAUGCUAGAGAGGAGGUGGCUGAAGGUAAGAGCGCCAUCCUUAUUGGCAUGAGCCAGUGGAGCUCCAAUGACCUGGUGGAGCAGAUUGAGACCAUGGGGAAGCUGGAAGAGCAUCAAGGAGAAGGAGCCACAGCGUGUACGUCCAGCAUCUUGCAGGAGAAACAGCGAGAACUGUAUCGGGUGUCCCUAAGAAGACAAAGGUUCCCAGCUCAAGGAAGCAUUGAGAUCCAUGAAGAUGGCGAGGAAGGCUGCUCACAGCGUUCCUGCAAGACGCAUGUCCUCCUGCUGGUGCUGCACGGGGGCAACAUCCUAGACACCGGUUCUGGUGACCCUUCCUGCAAGGCGGCCGACAUUCACACCUUCAGUUCUGUGCUGGAGAAGGUCACGCGUGCCCACUUCCCUGCUGCCCUGGGCCAUAUCCUCAUCAAAUUUGUCCCUUGUCCUGCCAUCUGCUCGGAGGCUUUCUCGCUUGUCUCUAACCUGAACCCCUAUAGCCACGACGAGGGCUGCCUCAGCGCCAGCCAGGACCACGUUCCCCUGGCUGCCCUUCCCCUGCUGGCCAUCUCCUCUCCACAGUACCAAAAUGCUGUCGCCACUGUCAUUGAGCGAGCCAACCACAUCUAUGGAGAGUUUCUCAAGUCCUCUGAUGGGAUUGGCUUCAGUGGGCAGGUGUGUCUCAUCGGGGACUGUGUGGGCGGCCUCCUGGCUUUCGAUGCCAUCUGCUACAGUGCGGGGCCCUCAGGGGACAGUCCUGGCAGCAGCAGCCGGAAGGGAAGCAUCAGCAGUACCCAGGACACCCCUGUGGUGGAGGAGGACUGUGAUCUGGCCAGCAGUAAGCGUCUCAGCAAGAGUAACAUCGAUGUAUCCAGUGGAGUGGAGGAUGAGGAGCCCAAAAGGCCAUUGCCACGGAAACAGAGCGACUCCUCCACCUAUGACUGUGAGGCCAUCACCCAGCACCAUGCUUUCCUCUCAAGCAUCCACUCCAGUGUGCUGAAGGAUGAGGCCGAGGUUCCUGCAGCUGGCACACCCCAGCUCGCUGAGGUCAGCCUGGGUCGCUUUGACUUUGACGUGUCUGACUUCUUCCUCUUUGGCUCACCCCUGGGCCUCGUCCUGGCCAUGCGGAGGACAGUACUGCCUGGGAUAGAUGGUUUCCAGAUGCGGCCUGCCUGUAGCCAGGUCUACAGCUUCUUCCACUGUGCAGAUCCCUCUGCCUCGAGGCUUGAGCCACUGCUGGAGCCCAAGUUCCACCUGGUGCCUCCUGUCAGCGUGCCUCGUUACCAGAGAUUCCCCCUGGGUGAUGGACAGUCUCUCCUGCUCGCUGAUGCCCUGCACACCCACAGUCCCCUAUUCCUGGAGGGCAGCUCCCAGGGAAGCCCCCCGCUUCUGGAUGCCUCUGCCUCGCCCCCUCAGGCCCCAAGAUUCCAGAGGCCAGGACGGAGGCUAAGUGAAGGCAGCUCCCACAGCGACAGUUCAGAGUCCUCGGACAGCCUGGCACCUAUGGGAGCCUCCCGCAUCACAGCCAAGUGGUGGGGAACCAAGAGGAUUGACUAUGCCCUGUACUGCCCCGAUGUCCUCACCGCCUUCCCCACUGUGGCCCUACCCCACCUCUUCCAUGCCAGCUACUGGGAGUCUACCGAUGUGGUCGCCUUCAUCUUAAGACAGGUGAUGCGUUAUGAGAAUGCAAGCGUGAAGGAGAACACUGGCCUGGACCCCACGGCUCUGAGCCCCACUAACCCCCGGGAGAAGUGGCUGCGCAAGCGGACCCAGGUCAAGUUGCGGAAUGUCACUGCGAACCACCGUGCCAAUGAUGUAAUUGCGGCUGAAGAUGGCCCCCAGGUCCUGGUGGGGCGUUUCAUGUAUGGCCCUCUUGACAUGGUGGCUCUGACUGGAGAGAAGGUGGACAUCCUAGUGAUGACAGAGCCAUCGUCAGGCCGCUGGGUCCACCUGGACACAGAGAUCACCAACAACAGUGGCAGGAUCACGUACAAUGUGCCGCGACCCCGGCGUCUGGGGGUUGGUGUCUACCCUGUAAAGAUGGUGGUCAGGGGUGACCAGACCUGUGCGAUGAGCUACCUCACAGUGCUGCCCCGAGGCAUGGAGUGUGUUGUGUUCAGUAUCGAUGGAUCCUUUGCGGCCAGCGUGUCUAUCAUGGGAAGCGACCCCAAGGUCCGGCCAGGUGCAGUGGAUGUUGUUCGGCACUGGCAGGACCUGGGCUACAUGAUCCUUUACAUCACGGGGCGGCCGGACAUGCAGAAGCAGCGGGUAGUGUCGUGGCUGUCCCAGCACAACUUCCCACAGGGCAUGAUCUUCUUCUCGGACGGACUGGUGCACGACCCGCUGAGGCAGAAGGCCAUCUUCCUUCGCAACCUCAUGCAGGAGUGCUUCAUCAAAAUCACUGCAGCCUACGGCUCCACGAAAGACAUCUCAGUCUACAGUGUGCUGGGCCUCCCUGCAUCCCAGAUCUUCAUCGUGGGCCGGCCCACCAAGAAGUACCAAACCCAGUGCCAGUUCCUGAGUGAAGGCUAUGCCGCACACCUAGCGGCACUGGAGGCCAGCCACCGCUCGCGCCCCAAGAAGAACAACUCGCGGAUGAUCCUGCGCAAGGGCAGCUUCGGGUUGCAUGCGCAGCCGGAGUUUCUGCGCAAGCGCAACCACCUGCGCAGGACCAUGUCAGUGCAGCAGCCGGACCCACCCGCCCCUAACCCCAAGCCCGAGCGGGCACAGAGCCAGCCCGAGUCCGACAAGGACCACGAGCGGCCGCUGCCUGCGCUCAGCUGGGCGCGUGGGCCCCCCAAGUUCGAGUCGGUGCCCUGAAGGGUGGGCGGUGCUCAGAACAGUGGGGGCAGUUAGGCGGCCUGCAGGGAAGGGAAGGGUUGCCUUCUCCCUGAUAAAGGCGUUUUCCUGCUUUUUCCCUCCCGUGUCUGUCCAGCAGUGUCCGACCAGAGCAGGGAGGGACCUUGCCCUGACACUGGGGAGCUUUCUGGGCUGCUAUGGGGUGAAAUCGGGGUGUCUCAGUGCAGCCACCGCCGCUUCCCCGUGCCUGUGCUCACAAGCCGGAGUCAGGGGUGAUGUGUGAGUGUGACCCUUGGGUCAAGCCUGCCUGUGCCCAGUGUUUGGGUAAAGUUGACCAUCUUUUCGAGUCCUGAGGUUUCUGUAGCUGCGCUAGGCAGGCUCAAACUAGAGAAGCCCCCAGCGCUAGGUAGACUGCCAGACAGGUGUUUACCUCUGGCUGAUUGCAGGUGCGACAACUUGACCAUAUGUAGAAGAGUGAGUGACAUUUGUGCCUGCCCUCCUUGUGACAUCCGGGGCACCACUUUGGGGCUGGCUGUCUUAUGACACAGUGAGAUCACUUUAUGGGAGAGGACAUUCUCUGGGUCCAAUCUGUGUAUGUGGAGUCGAUCCACAACCCCUGGGGACCGGGUCUGGUGCUGACUGUCUGUCUUGCAGCUGUCCUUUGCUCCCCUUCUUGUUCUCCUGUGGCCCUUGAAGACAGAUGUUCCUCUUCCUUGAGUCUUGCCUUGUGCACUUCCCUGAGAGGCUGCAGCCAUGGGCUCUGCCCGGAAUUGGUCUGGCUACAGUCUGUAGCAUAUCCUCUUUGGGCCCUGCCUUUUUCUGUAACUAGAAGGGGCCUCUUGGCUGAGAUGGGUCCUGGGUUUAAUUCCAAGGCUGUCCAGCAUUUGAGCUCUCUGGGGCUUCACAGAAUGCCCAGUGGGCCUCCCCCCCAUUCCAGCCCUCCCCACCCUGGGAUAGAGAUUCUAGGUGGGACAGAAAGGGAGCCUAGCACCUCAGAGGAAGGAAGCCACAACUUCGUGGAGAAAUAAGCUUGUUUGUGUACACCGAGGGAAACAGAAAGUGCUUCCUUCUGCCAACAAAGGGGACAACAUGGUGGCCCCUUCCAUAGCUCUGCUCGGACUGGCUUUUUCUCUUUAGGUUUUCUGGAAUGCACAGACCUGAGAUCUUGGGUUCUGGAGGUUCAUGGAAUAUUGACUCACGCUGUUGUAUUCUCUUCCCCUCCCUGGCAACUCAGUUUAGUUUGAGCAUAGAAUCUCCUCUAGGGUAGUCAGACACCUUACGAUGGUGGCAGGGGGUGUUUCUUUGCUGCCGAGUCCCUGGCCUUGGCAAGUUUCCCCCUUGCUCCCUGGCCCAGGCUGACACCUGUUGUAUGGCUGCCUGGAUGUCUUAGUACCCCCUGGAUGCCACAGAGGCCAGAGCCAAAUAUCUGCAUACACAGCAGGCUCCUGUCAGCUUGGUGUCGCUUCUGUUCAAUGUCUACCUCUUGCAGCUCCCAUGCAGCCUGUGGUGGCUACUGAUGGGGGUGACUGGCACUAGGUUGUGAGUUGCUCAGCAAACUGGGUGCCUCACUUGGGCUGGAGGGGGUGUGGAUUUCCAGUACCCAUCCGGCUUUUCCCACUCAAAUAUCUUCUCCAGCCUGCCAGCUCCUGUUCCCUCUGCCCAUCCCAUCCUACCUGCCAGCUCCUGUUCCUCUGCCCAUUCCAUCCUAUCUGCUAGCUCCUGUUCCCUCUGCCCAUCCCAUCAUAUCUGACAGCUAUUUCAGUGGCAUCAGCACUGCACUUGGCAAACCAUGCCCAUCACUGCCAGGGGGCUGCAGAGAGGGCAGGGAGGUAUGGAACCAACUUCAGCUUCCUCUUUCUAUCCUGCCUCUUAGAAGUUCAUACCUGCCUCCCCCCAUUUCUCUUAGAAGUUAUACCUGCCCCCGCUACCCCACACCACCUUCCUCCACCAUUCUUGCCUGUCUUUUGGCACCAAAUCAUAUGGUAUAACCACCUUAAGUACAGUCCUUUCCCCUAAAUGCUGUGAUUUGAGCUUGGAUAGACUUGACUGAUUCUCCUCCCAGCAGGAGCCACUGAGUCUAACUUUCAAAUGAUAAACACCCAGGCUGAGUGUUUGUGUGAGUGGGGGACCCCAAGGGGACUGGAGCCAGUGACCAGGCUCUGUGGGUCAGAGCCAGCCAGAGGCCCCACUCCUCUUUUGCUAGAGCCUCACAUUGGGGCUAGGGUGAUCCCUUUUGUGGGAUGCCGCGGGUGUACAGGUGUUGUGAAUACCACCCUAGGAGCCGUGGUGCCUGUGUGAAGUACGCGCUCACUGCUCUGUUUAGAGAACAGCUCAGUCUUGGCUUCCUGGCAACUGUACUCUGUGUGUGCUUUCUGCUAGUGCUGUGUUCAGUUAGGUCAGAGAUCAGAGGAACUGAUACCUAGUGUUCUCCAGAGGAGAGUGCCGUUGCCUCCUCCAGUAGUUCUGUGACGCCCCAUCCAGCUGUUUUCUAGAGACCUUUAGCUCCCGGUGUGCCUGCUCUCCAGCUGUUGAAACAUGUUCCUGCUUGACCAAAGUUCCCGUAUCUGAGUGGCAUGUUUGUUUUUCCCAUGUGGUAGCUGUCCUGACCUGGCUGAGGGAUGCCUGACACCUUCCUUUAUCCCUCGUCCUGUUGUGGGUUGCUGGAGUCUGCUCUUUCAGCCUCAUGCCCCUCACCCCUAAAGACUGACCCCUCCCUGAAGCAUCACAAGAUAUUUUUUAAAGAAAAUAAAUUAUUUUCAUGCAUUCAGACAAACAGCCUUCCCGCCUGGGUGCUGGGCUACAUCAAAUGUAUCUGAACCCCGGUAUUCCUGAGAUUGGGGUGGUUCUCUGAAGAAGGGAAAGCUGUAUCUAAUGGUUUUUAAACUGUACUUCGGGCACUCCGCAGCCCAGAGCUGUGCCCCGGAAGUAUCCUGCAGACAAAACAUGGCACCUGUCUUUAACUGGGGAAUGGACCCUGCCAGACCGAUGUGCCCAGGUCUGGAGGAGGUGCCACUUUUGCAGGCAUACUCUCCACUCAGCUCAGGUGAAGCCCCGUCUGGGAGGGGCACCCUGACUGUAGGAGCCUUGCAGUUGACCCCGCCUUAAACAACCACUUUCCAGCGGAAUCCCCGGGGUUCCAUUCCAAGUGCUCUGAAAAUUAAAAAAAAAAAAAUCCCUUUUCUUUCCCUUCUGGGCUAGGGAGGAAUUUCUUAUACACCCAAGUUAAACGUUUAGACCAAGUGGCAAAGCCGUGAUCUUGCUGGUAAACUAACAGGGAGGUUGGGGAAAAAAAAAUCAGAAUUUGACUCCACCCUGUGGAGGUGCAGAAGAGGUAGGGGGACACCAAGGAACGGUAGGCACAGUGGCAGCGUGGGACAUGCCCCCUCAGACCCAGACCCACUGUCCUUUUGUUUACUCAGUGGUGGCAGCCCGUCUGACCUUGUCUGUGGUCUGCCUGUCCCUGUGUGUGUAACUUCCAGUACUCGCUGUGAUGGCUGGUUCUGUGAUAGAAAAGGCUUAUUACAGUCCUCAUGGCUGCCUUGUACAAAAUCCGUUAGAAGAGAAAAUGUAAAAUAUCCAAUUUCUAACAAGACAAAAACAGCAUUAUGGAAUUAAAAAGAUUUUUACAAUUGGUCUUGAUUUUGAUGUGAGCUGUUUUUAACCGAAAUGUUGUCACUUAAAUAAAAACCUUA
Molecule: messenger RNA, 6639 nt
Organism: Microtus ochrogaster (prairie vole)
Lineage: Eukaryota; Metazoa; Chordata; Mammalia; Rodentia; Cricetidae
Gene: Pitpnm3
Product: PITPNM family member 3
Biological process (GO): phospholipid transport
Cellular component (GO): cytoplasm
Molecular function (GO): metal ion binding; phosphatidylcholine binding; phosphatidylinositol transfer activity
Source: RefSeq, a predicted model, not a curated record